CAAGAGGCCAGAGCGACCGAGGUCACCGGGGAGCGAAGUCACAGGAACUACGCCAGCUAGUCUGAGUUCUGAGUUCUCCCGUGGCUUAUAAAAGCAGCUCCACCACCACGCUCGCCCACCAGCUGCUCUCCCACCAAGAGCUGCUCCUGUUGCCUAACCAUCCAUCCCGUUCCCGUCAGCUCUGCUGCCCGUAGAUCUGCCCCGCCCCGCCGCGCCGGCGUUGCUCUUCCAAGAUCAGAUGGCGAUCACGGUGAAGCGGUCGACGAUGGUGCGGCCGGCGGGGGAGACGCCGCGCGUGCGGCUCUGGAACUCCAACCUUGACCUCGUCGUGCCGCGCUUCCACACGCCCAGCGUCUACUUCUACCGGCGGGCCGAGGCGGGAGGGGACGCGGGCGCGACGGGGGUGUUCUUCGACGGCGAGCGGAUGCGGCGCGCGCUGGCGGAGGCGCUCGUGCCGUUCUACCCGAUGGCAGGGCGCCUCGCGCGCGACGAGGACGGGAGGGUUGAGAUCGACUGCAACGGGGAGGGCGUGCUCUUCGUCGAGGCCGACGCGCCGGACGCUGCCGUCGACGACUACGGCGACUUCGCGCCCACCAUGGAGCUCAAGCGCCUCAUCCCGGCCGUCGACUACACCGACGACAUAUCCUCCUUCCCGCUCCUCGUGCUCCAGGUGACCUACUUCAAGUGUGGAGGCGUCUCCCUUGGUGUUGGCAUGCAACACCAUGUCGCUGAUGGCAUGUCUGGUUUACACUUCAUUAACUCAUGGUCGGAUCUCUGCCGUGGACUUCAAAUUGCAAUCAUGCCUUUCAUCGAUCGUACUCUCCUUCGUGCCCGUGAUCCACCGACUCCAUCUUACCCUCAUGUUGAGUACCAGCCUGCCCCAGCCAUGCUGUCCUCUGCGCCCCAGGUUCUCACUGGAAAGCCAAUGAUGCCUCCAACUGCUGUGGACAUCUUCAAGCUUACCCGCUCAGAACUUGGCCGCUUGCGCUCACAGCUCCCCUCUGGCGAAGGUGCACCACGGUUCAGCACGUAUGCAGUGCUAGCUGCGCAUGUCUGGCGCUGUGUCUCCCUUGCUCGCAGCCUUCCUCCUGAACAGCCCACCAAGCUGUAUUGUGCCACUGACGGGCGACAAAGGCUGCAGCCCCCGCUUCCAGAUGGUUACUUCGGGAAUGUCAUCUUCACCGCCACCCCACUGGCCGAGGCAGGCAAGGUGACCAGUGGGUUAGAAGAUGGAGCCACAGUCAUCCAGGGAGCGCUAGAUAGGAUGUCUGAUGACUACUGCCGCUCAGCAUUGGAUUACCUGGAGCUGCAACCGGAUUUAUCAGCAUUGGUUCGAGGAGCUCACACAUUCAGGUGCCCUAACCUCGGUCUCACCAGCUGGGUGCGCCUGCCGAUCCACGAUGCUGAUUUUGGUUGGGGACGACCGGUGUUCAUGGGUCCUGGAGGCAUUGCAUACGAGGGGCUGGCGUUCGUCAUCCCGAGCUCGAGUAAGGAUGGCAGCUUAUCCAUCGCUAUCUCGUUGCAGGCCGAGCACAUGGAGAAGUUCCGGAAGCUGAUAUUCGAGGUGUAAACAGGCCGCAUUGCUUAUUUCAGAACUAAGUCACAGGGCAAGAAGCUUCAGUUUGUGCUGAACAGGCAGUCUCUUCUCCGGGGUAAACUGUCUGAAGUUUCAGGCCGCAUUAUUUAUUUCAGAAAGAAGUUACAGGGCAAGAAGCUUCAGGUUAUGCUGAACUCUUCUCCGGGGUAAACUGUCUGAAGUUUCAAGUGAACAUAGUGUGUGUUCUUGCUCUUCUUGAGUACAUUCACUCUAAUACUUGUCUCCUUGGAGGUCUUUUUUGGGACAACACCUAAACUGCACGUGGUAUACAAAUAAGACUAUCUAUUACUGUAAAGAAAAGUAUUUCAUAGAUAAGGAGUUCUGUUCUUUUUUUGAAGAUCAACAAUGAAUGGGUUGUGCACUAGACUGUAUAGAGUACAAGAGUAUGUUGAAUCAUGUAUCGAAAAACAGAUGGAAAAAUCUGAUUAUUUUUUAAGAAAAGAGAGAUUGCUUUAGAACCUCA
Molecule: messenger RNA, 2060 nt
Organism: Brachypodium distachyon (stiff brome)
Lineage: Eukaryota; Viridiplantae; Streptophyta; Magnoliopsida; Poales; Poaceae
Product: hydroxycinnamoyltransferase 1
Exons: 3
Coding region: 239-1570 (443 amino acids)
Molecular function (GO): acyltransferase activity, transferring groups other than amino-acyl groups
Source: RefSeq, a predicted model, not a curated record